AUGGCGAUGUGGUAUGCGCUAGGUAUUGCUUUCUUUGCCGCUAUCGGCACAUUCCUAUUCGGUUUCGAUACUGGUAUCGCGACUACAACAAUUGCCCACCAGAGCUGGAUUGAUUAUAUGCAAAAGCCAUCCAAUGGCCUCACCGGAGCAGUUGUGGCAGUGUAUAUCGCCGGCGAAGCCCUCGGCGCACUGACGCAAACCUUCAUCGGCGACAAACUCGGCCGUAUCCGCUUCAUGCAAAUGAUGUGCAUAAUCGUCACAAUCGGAACAGUCAUCCAAACCGCCUCCGUCAACAUCGGCAUGUUCCUCGCCGGCCGAGCCCUAGCCGGCUACGCAGUCGGUGGCCUCGUCGCAACCGUUCCAAUCUACCUCAGCGAAAUCUCAGACCCGCGGUACCGAGGCCUGAUUGGUGGCAUCUCAGGCUGCGGCAUCUCUUUCGGAACAAUGAUGUCGAACUGGGUGGGGUAUGCGUGCAGCUAUGCGCCGUAUGGACCUGUGCAGUGGCGUCUGCCACUGGGAAUUCAGAUCCCGUGGGGAAUUAUCAUGUUCAUGGGACUUGCGACUUUUAUGCCGAAUUCGCCGAGACAGCUUAUUCGGUCUGGGAAGCUGGAUUUGGCGAGGAGUGAAUUCGCGAGGAUCAGGCGUGGCUUGGAGUUGCAGGAGAUGGAGGAGGAGUUUGGGCUCAUGAAGGCUCAGAUUGAGUAUGAGAUGGAGCGGGAGCUUAGUUCCUACCGGGAGAUCUUCAAGGUGUUUAGGCAUCGCGUGCUUGUGUCUAUUGCUGUGCAGACGAUGACGAGUUUGACUGGUGUCAAUGUUAUCCAGUAUUAUCAAACUACUUUGUACAAGAGUCUUGGAAUUGGGUCCCAUACUAUUCUUGCUUUGGCUGCGGUAUAUGGUACUGUCGCUUUCAUUUCGAAUUCCCUCACCACUAAAUACAUGACUGAUCAAUGGGGUCGUCGGAAGAUGUUGAUCGCCGGAUUGGCUGGUAUCAUCGUGAUCGAGAUUUACGCAGCAGUGAUGCAGAGAUGUUUCCAAAACACGGACAACCGCAUCGGCAAAGGAUUUGCAAUUUUGGGAAUUUACCUCUUCGUGGUCUGCUACUACGGCAUGCUCAACAGUACCACAUGGCUAUACGGCGCCGAGGUACUCCCUAUCGCUCUCCGCAAUAAGGUCAUGGGAAUUGCUGCCUCUUCACACUUCAUCGUCAAUGUUGCCAUCACCGAGGCUGGACCCAGUGCUUUUGCCAAUAUUCACGAAAACUAUUACUACGUCUUCGUAGCAUGCUCUGCGUUCUUCUUGACGAUUGCAUACUUCUACUUCCCCGAGACUAAGCAGAAGACACUUGAGGAAGUGGCUGCUGCGUUUGGAGAUCGUGUGGUUGAUCAGGAUGAGGAUGCCAAGCGCGCAGUCAGUGUCGUUGGCGAAGCUCAACAUAUUGAGUCGACUGAUGGGAUCGCGAAGGCGGUUUGA
Messenger RNA from Penicillium olsonii, 1470 nucleotides. NCBI's taxonomy places the organism in Eukaryota, Fungi, Ascomycota, Eurotiomycetes, Eurotiales, Aspergillaceae. The record is from the annotation of a GenBank genome assembly.